Molecule: messenger RNA, 809 nt
Organism: Penaeus chinensis
Lineage: Eukaryota; Metazoa; Arthropoda; Malacostraca; Decapoda; Penaeidae
Product: cuticle protein AM1239-like
Exons: 3
Coding region: 130-723 (197 amino acids)
Cellular component (GO): chitin-based extracellular matrix
Molecular function (GO): structural constituent of chitin-based larval cuticle
Source: RefSeq, a predicted model, not a curated record
CCUGACAGCAACAACAGCAUGCAAGGGUGGCGGUGAUGGUGCCUCCCUUGACCCUGGCACCUCUAUGCGGUAUAUAUAGCAAGGCUCGAGAGACCAGCAUCACUCAGAAUCGCCACACCCUCAGCCAUAAUGAAGUUCUUUGUAUUCGCCGCAGUUGUAUCAGUCUGCUUGGCUGACAAACUGCCCAGUCACUUCGGCUAUGCCUCUCCACAACCUUCUUCAUCCUUCAGCCACAGGUCGCGACCUACAUCUCGACCUUCCUUUUCUGGCCCAAGACUUGCUCCCCAGCCAACCUACUCCGCACCGAGAUCUGCCCCUGGGCCAGUAGUGCCCAUCCUUGUGGACGACCGCGUCCACCCCGACGCAGGCGCUUACAGCUUCAACGUUGAGACCGGUGACGGCAUCUCACGCCAGGAAAGUGGAUCGCCUGUUCCCGCUAAGGAGGGUCCCGUCACGGCCAUGUCUGGCUCCUACUCCUUCACCCUCCCUGACGGACAACAGUUUGAGCUUCGUUAUGUGGCUGACGAGAACGGCUUCCAGCCCCAGUCAGCCUUCCUGCCCGUGGCCCCAGCCUUCCCUCACCCCAUCCCCGCCCACGCCCUUGAGCAGAUCGAGCGCGCCCGUCAGGAGGAUGCUGCUCGUUCCCGCCAAGGACCUUCUCAGGGAUACAGCGCCCCUUCCCGUCCCUCGCGCCCCUCCAACUCAUAUGGUUUCCCUCAGUAAUAAAGAAGCAAUAUUCGCCGAUAUGUAAUAUCUGAUUACAAUAUUUAUGAAUUUCUCGAUACUUUUUCAAUAAAAUAUACAUUUAA